Molecule: messenger RNA, 1075 nt
Organism: Rhododendron vialii
Lineage: Eukaryota; Viridiplantae; Streptophyta; Magnoliopsida; Ericales; Ericaceae
Product: pathogenesis-related protein 5-like
Exons: 3
Coding region: 54-842 (262 amino acids)
Biological process (GO): defense response
Cellular component (GO): extracellular region
Source: RefSeq, a predicted model, not a curated record
AUCUCAUAAAAAAAUAUCAUUUGGAAUUCGUUUUGUUAUAAAUACCGCGACCCAUGUACAACUGCAAUCACCCCUCUCUCUCUCUCUCUCUUGCAACGAUAAUGGCGAUUAAUUAUCACAGAGUCUCUCUCCUCCUUGUUUCACUUGCUUUUUUCUUCCAAGGAUCCAGAGUAUCGGCACGCGAUACAGUAUUCACCCUAAAAAACCUUUGUAGCUAUACAAUUUGGCCCGGCACAUUAGCAGGAAACAAUGGCGCCGUCCUUGGCGGUGGCGGCUUCUCACUGGCCUCCGGUGCAUCAAACCAACUCUCAGCCCCACCCGGUUGGUCGGGCCGGUUUUGGGGUCGAACAGGUUGCAACUUCGACGCAUCGGGCAACGGACAAUGCACUACUGGUGACUGCGGUGGCAAGCUCAUGUGCACUGGAAGCGGCGUGCCACCUGUCACGCUGGCGGAAUUCACCAUCGGUAGCGGUACUCAGGAUUUCUAUGACGUGAGCCUCGUGGACGGGUACAAUGUGGGCAUAGGAAUACAGCCCUCAGGUGGCACCGGUGAUUGCAAGUAUGCUGGCUGUGUUGCUGACUUAAACGCAAACUGCCCGCCAGAACUACAAGUGACCAACGCUGGUUCUACAGUCGCAUGCAAAAGCGCGUGCGCAGCUUUUAAUAAGCCAGAAUAUUGUUGCACUGGUGAUUACUCGACGCCAGCGACGUGCCCACCGACAGACUACUCAAAGAUUUUCAAGCAGUCUUGCCCUGACGCCUAUAGCUAUGCUUAUGAUGAUGAGACCAGUACUUUUACUUGUUCCGGGGCGGAUUAUUUGAUCACGUUUUGCCCAUCAUGAAUGUAAACUGUUCGAAUUAGAAUAAAUUAGGCCCUCUAUUGUGGCCUUGUUUUAGGCCUUUUAUUUUUGGCCUUUUAUUUUCGAUCUUUCCUUUUUCAUCUGGUAACUGGAUCUAUACACUCAUGGCUAAUACUCAAUUACUCAUUGUUGAGUUACGCGAUGUUAAAUAAUAUCUGUACUGCUACUUUACGAAAAUAAUUCCACAAUAAAUUCUUAGUGGAUUUGAAUAUUUA